AUGGCUGAUGAACGUGGUAUACUUCAUGGCAAACAGACUGGCCCAUCUCAUUAUGGUGCCAUCGAUAACCCUCAAGAGGGAGGAACGUCAAAUGCAGAUGCCGUUGAAAUAAUUUAUGUCAACCCUAAAGGCUUUGAAUUUGUCAAAUACAAAUUGCGUGAAGCUUUUGCCGAAUUAUUGGGCACUUUUGUCUUUAUCACAUUUGGCCUUGGUAGCAUUGCCCAGGCUAAGCUUGGUGAAGGUUAUGGAAAUUGGAUUACAAUCUCAUUCGGAUUUGGUCUUGGAUUAGCUUUAGCUCUUGUUGUUUCCGGAAGUGUAUCAGGUGGUCAUUUGAAUCCUGCAGUAACAAUUACUCUAGCUACCCAUCGUAGUUUCUCAUGGUCGAAGGUUCCUAUCUAUAUUCUCGCUCAAAUCACUGGAGCGUUUUUAGCUGCCGUGGUAGUCUUCUCAAAUUAUCAUGCUGCCAUUCUUGAAUAUGGUGAUGGUAAACUUAGUGUCACAGGAAGCAAUGCCACUGCUGGUAUUUUUGCUACUUAUCCACAGGAGUUCAUGAGUAUCGGAGGUGCAUUCUUUUCCGAAUUCAUUGGAACGUUCUUCUUACUCCUAAUCAUCCUUGCUGCUACCGAUGAACGUAAUUUACCAAAUACUAGAACGCUUUUCCCAUUGAUUAUCGGUUUAUCCCUUACCACGAUUGCAAUCUCUCUCGGAUAUGAAACUGGUUUUAGCUUAAACGGAGCACGUGACUUUGGUCCAAGACUAUUCACUUUCAUUGCUGGAUAUGGUGUCGAAGUUUUUUCUGCAUAUAACUUCUAUUUCUGGAUUCCACUUGUUGCUCCCGUUUUGGGAGGUUUGUUUGCUGGGCUCGUUUAUGAUUUAUUGAUUUAUUGGGGCAAGUCUCCCGUGAAUUCUUUGAUUGGGGCAAGUCGUGGGGAUAAUUAG
Dentiscutata erythropus is the source of this 939-nucleotide messenger RNA. Lineage: Eukaryota; Fungi; Glomeromycota; Glomeromycetes; Diversisporales; Gigasporaceae. The record is from the annotation of a GenBank genome assembly.